UCUCCUCCUCCGAUGCACCGCCAUUCAAGUCUCAUAGUCACAGUUGAUGUAUCCUGCAUUGCGAAGUUGUUGCAACUCCACUAGUUUGAGUUCCGCCGCUAGAUCCACUGUGGGAACUUUGAGGCUCUCUGUUUUUCUGCGAUCGAGUGAUAGAUUUCGUGGUGAUAGCUUGCUCUGAGUUGAGUCGAGUUCUCUGAGCCGGUUAGGUUUGUUAGAAUUAAAAAUUUGGUGAUUGUGUACGUGGAUUUUUCUUUAUAGAGGACGACGAGAUGGCGGACGUGGACAUGGCUGCUGCCGAGGUCGAGACCUUUGCCUUUCAGGCGGAAAUCAAUCAGUUGCUGAGUUUGAUCAUCAACACCUUCUACAGCAACAAGGAGAUUUUCCUGCGAGAACUUAUCAGCAAUUCUUCUGAUGCCUUAGACAAGAUUCGUUUCGAGUCCUUGACUGAUAAAAGCAAGUUGGGUGCUCAGCCCGAGCUCUUUAUUCACAUUGUUCCUGAUAAGGCCAAUAACACUUUGAGCAUCAUUGACAGUGGUAUUGGAAUGACCAAAGCUGACAUGGUCAACAAUUUAGGAACAAUCGCUCGAUCUGGAACCAAGGAGUUCAUGGAAGCUCUGUCUGCAGGAGCUGAUGUUAGCAUGAUUGGACAGUUCGGUGUGGGUUUCUAUUCUGCAUACCUGGUUGCUGAAAAGGUGGUUGUCACCUCGAAACACAAUGAUGACGAACAGUAUAUGUGGGAGUCUCAGGCCGGAGGGUCCUUCACCAUUACUAGAGAUACAUCGGGUGAACAGCUGGGGCGUGGAACGCACAUCAAGUUGUUCCUGAAGGAGGACCAGUUGGAGUAUCUUGAAGAGAGGAGGCUGAAGGACCUGGUGAAGAAGCACUCUGAGUUUAUAAGCUACCCCAUCUCUCUCUGGACUGAGAAGACAACAGAGAAGGAGGUUUCGGAUGACGAAGACGAAGAGGACAAGAAGGAGGAGGAAGGAAAAAUUGAGGAAGUGGAUGAAUCGAAAGAGAAGAAAAAGAAGAAAGUGAAGGAGGUUUCUCAUGAGUGGGGGCUAAUAAACAAACAGAAGCCUAUCUGGAUGCGCAAGCCCGAGGAUGUGACGAAGGAAGAAUACGCUGCAUUCUACAAGAGUUUGACGAAUGACUGGGAGGAACAUUUGGCUGUCAAGCACUUCUCGGUUGAGGGGCAGCUGGAGUUCAAGUCAGUUUUGUUUGUCCCCAAGAGGGCUCCCUUCGACCUAUUUGAUUCGAGGAAGAAACAGAACAACAUCAAGCUGUAUGUGAGGAGGGUGUUCAUCAUGGACAACUGUGAGGAGUUGGUUCCCGAGUACCUAGGCUUCGUGAAGGGAGUGGUAGACUCGGAAGAUUUGCCAUUAAAUAUUUCUCGUGAGACCCUACAGCAGAGCAAGAUUCUGAAGGUGAUUAGGAAGAACUUGGUGAAGAAGUGCUUGGAGAUGUUCUCGGAGAUUGCAGAGAAUAAGGAGGAUUACCAGAAGUUCUAUGAAGCAUUUUCGAAGAACUUGAAGUUGGGUAUACAUGAGGACAGCCAAAACAGGUCAAAGCUGGCUGACUUGCUGAGGUACCACUCAACGAAGAGCGGUGACGAGAUGACGAGCCUGAAGGACUACGUUACUCGGAUGAAGGAGGGACAGAAGGACAUCUAUUACAUCACGGGAGAAAGCAAGAAGGCAGUGGAGAACUCGCCGUUCCUGGAGAAGCUGAAACGAAAGGGAUUGGAGGUGCUUUACAUGGUGGAUGCCAUUGAUGAGUACGCUGUAGGCCAAUUGAAGGAGUACGAUGGUAAGAAGUUAGUGUCUGCUACUAAGGAAGGAUUGAUGUUGGAGGAUACAGAGGAGGAGAAGAAGAAGAAAGAGGAGAAAAAGACCCGGUUUGAGCCGUUAUGCAAGACGAUCAAGGAUAUCUUAGGAGACAAGGUCGAGAAGGUGGUCGUGUCUGACAGGAUCGUGGACUCUCCUUGCGUUCUCGUGACGGGUGAGUACGGAUGGACCGCAAACAUGGAGAGAAUCAUGAAAGCUCAGGCGUUGCGGGACAGCAGCAUGUCAAGCUACAUGUCAUCGAAGAAGACGAUGGAGAUUAACCCGGACAACCAGAUCAUGGAGGAGUUGAGGAAGAGAGCUGAGGUGGACAAGAACGAUAAGAGCGUGAAGGACUUGGUUCUGCUGUUGUUCGAGACAGCGUUGUUGACUUCAGGGUUCAGUUUGGAAGAGCCAAGCACGUUUGGGAACAGGAUUCAUCGGAUGUUGAAGUUGGGGCUCAGCAUUGACGAUGACGCCACAGAUGCCGAAGGCGACGUGCCUCCGUUGGAAGGCGACGGUGAGGAGGAGGGAUCCAAGAUGGAGGAAGUGGAUUAGAAAAGUUGAUUAGAUCUGUGGUUUUCAGAUAGUAAUUGAGAUGACACCGUUUUUGGCGGUAGCUGUGGGGUAUAAGGAUCAGGGGAGUUGGUGGAUUCUCUCAUCCGCAAGUACAUAGUCGCGACAGAUAGCUUGGAUCAAGUACAAAGAUCUUUCCAUGCUUCCAUGUGCAGUAAUAGUCAAAAUAUUACAUACAGAAAUGUACACAAAUUUACGCGUUUGCAAUCAGAAUUACAAGAUGAAGCAGUUUUGCCUCAUA
Physcomitrium patens is the source of this 2637-nucleotide messenger RNA. RefSeq names its product heat shock protein 90-2. Lineage: Eukaryota; Viridiplantae; Streptophyta; Bryopsida; Funariales; Funariaceae. The record is from RefSeq and is a predicted model, not a curated record. Gene Ontology annotation, molecular function: ATP hydrolysis activity; ATP-dependent protein folding chaperone; ATP binding. Gene Ontology annotation, biological process: protein folding.